Messenger RNA from Zonotrichia leucophrys gambelii, 2587 nucleotides. It is a transcript of the gene SIM2, whose product is annotated as SIM bHLH transcription factor 2. NCBI's taxonomy places the organism in Eukaryota, Metazoa, Chordata, Aves, Passeriformes, Passerellidae. Gene Ontology annotation, biological process: regulation of transcription by RNA polymerase II. Gene Ontology annotation, molecular function: protein dimerization activity; DNA-binding transcription factor activity, RNA polymerase II-specific; RNA polymerase II transcription regulatory region sequence-specific DNA binding. The transcript has 11 exons. The coding region runs from base 83 to 2359 and encodes 758 amino acids. The record is from RefSeq and is a predicted model, not a curated record.
UGGAGUCAAAAUCCAUGCCCCCUGCCAUUCGGAAGAACCGGGUCUAAUAUGCCAGUGACAUCUCCGCCUUGCAGCAGUCGCGAUGAAGGAAAAAUCCAAGAACGCGGCAAAGACUAGACGGGAAAAAGAAAAUGGAGAAUUCUACGAGCUGGCCAAACUCCUGCCCCUGCCCUCGGCCAUCACCUCGCAGCUGGACAAGGCGUCCAUCAUCCGCCUCACCACCAGCUACCUGAAAAUGCGAGCCGUGUUCCCCGAAGGUCUGGGCGACGCCUGGGGGCAGCCGAGCAGGAUCGGCCCUCUGGAUAACGUGGCCAUGGAGCUCGGAUCCCACUUGCUCCAGACUUUGGAUGGUUUUGUUUUCGUCGUGGCAUCCGAUGGCAAAAUAAUGUACAUUUCUGAAACAGCAUCUGUGCACCUUGGCCUGUCCCAGGUGGAGCUGACUGGGAACAGCAUUUAUGAGUACAUCCACCCCUCGGACCACGAUGAGAUGACCGCUGUCCUCACUGCCCACCAGCCCCUGCAUCCCCACCUCCUGCAAGAGUACGAAAUCGAGAGAUCCUUUUUCCUGAGGAUGAAGUGUGUCCUGGCCAAGAGGAAUGCAGGCCUGACCUGCAGCGGCUACAAGGUGAUCCACUGCAGUGGCUACCUGAAGAUCCGCCAGUACAUGCUGGAUAUGUCCCUGUACGACUCCUGCUACCAAAUCGUGGGGCUGGUGGCCGUGGGGCAAUCCCUGCCUCCCAGUGCCAUCACCGAGAUCAAGCUCCACAGCAACAUGUUCAUGUUCAGAGCCAGCUUGGAUUUGAAACUGAUUUUCCUCGAUUCCAGGGUGACGGAAUUAACUGGCUAUGAACCCCAGGAUCUGAUAGAGAAAACCCUCUACCACCACGUGCACGGCUGCGACGUUUUCCACCUGCGAUACGCUCACCACCUCUUGCUGGUGAAAGGCCAAGUGACCACCAAGUACUACCGGCUGCUGUCCAAGCAGGGAGGCUGGGUGUGGGUGCAGAGCUACGCCACCAUCGUGCACAACAGCCGUUCGUCACGGCCUCACUGCAUAGUGAGUGUCAAUUAUGUCCUUACAGAUAUUGAGUACAAGGAACUUCAGUUGUCACUGGACCAGGUUACCAUUUCCAAGUCACAGUUUUCAUGCAGAAACUCAGUACCUACCUCGCAGGAAACAAGGAAAAUAGUAAAACCCAAAAGUAAUAAAAUGAAGGCAAAACUCAGAACAACACCUUACCCACCACAGCAAUACAGCUCGUUCCAAGCAGACAAACUGGACUGCAGCCAGGUGGGGAGCUGGCGCUCCAGCCCCGCCGCCAGCGCCGCCGCCCUGCAGGAACAGAACUUCCAUUCAGAGAGCAGCGAGCUCCUGUACGCCCCUCCCUACAGCCUGCCCUUCUCCUACCACUAUGGACACUUCCCUGUGGAUUCCCACGUCUUCAGUGGCAAGAAGCAAAUGCUGCCUGCAAAAUUCGGGCAGGCCCAAGGGGCGCCCUGCGAGGUGGCACGGUUCUUCCUGGGCGCACUGCAGAGCAAUGGCGAGUGCCAGUGGCACUACGCCAACCCCCUGGUCCCCAGCAGCCAGUCACCCUCCAAAAGCCUUCCUGAGCAGCCAGUGAACAUCAUCAGGCACAACCUUGCACAGAGUUAUGAAGUGCCACUGUCCCACAGGAGGUACGGCCAGGAGGCCCUGCCCGAGGCCUACCCCGGCUGCACGGCGCCCGUGCCGGGCCGCUACAAAGAGGAGCUCUACGACCCUUCCCUCAUGAAACCCAGCAAAGCAGAGCCCAGGCUGCAGCCCCACGCCCACCUCAUCAAAGAGGAGAACAAGCUGCCUUUCACCAGAGAGCUGCCAGAGAAAAUGCCCGCCAACGAGGCCUCCUUCUCCAGCGCCCUGCUGCCCAAAUCCGAGUGCUGCCAGGCCAAGGCCGUGGGACAGCUCGGCCACCUGCUGCCCGUGCCCUCGGUCUACGAGCAGAGCAGGAGGAUUUGUGUCAAAGAGCCCAAAUUUGGGCACGUCAGCCACCACCCAGGCAGCCUGGAGGAGCUGGACGAGAGGAUGAGCGCCAAGCUGGAGCACGAGGCCGACGGCGAGCGGCUGAUGGAGGUGAGGCCCUCAGGCCCCUUCGUGCUCCUCAACUACCACCACGUGCUGGCCAAGCACGGGGCCUUCCAAACCUCGCCCUGCACGGCCGCGGGACACGCGGGGGAGAAUUGUUCCUACAGCUCCGAGGAAGUCAACGCCUUCCUCUACAAAAACCAAAGCCCCUCCUCGGCUUCCUCGCCAGAAACCCACAAGGAAUCUGCACUGCCCCACUACAUUGGGACCUCCGUCAUCAUCGCCAACGGCAGGUGACGGCAGCACGCGGCGGUUCUGUGUUCAGUGAAGAAGCCAAACUGUAAGGAUUUGCUUAAAAAAAAGGAAAAAAAAAAUAAAGCAUGAGGAAACAGAGUGACAUUUACUGAGCAAAGCUGGAGGGCAGUGAGGGACAAAGUGGUGAAGUUCCAGUGGGCAGGAAAAUCCCUCCGUCCCUGCCGUGCUUCGGUGUCCCAGCCAGGGACAAGCCAAGUUCCAGAUCUUAUU